AUGUUAACUGAGGCGGAAAAUAAUGAAAAUAAUAAAAACCCACCAUCUUCAGCAGUUGAAGAAAUCAAGUUCACCGAGCGAAUGAGAAAGGCUACAAGGAAAGAACAUCGAAUUAGUGAUGCCUUAAUUAAUGCAAAAAUGACCAUUGGUAUGACCGAUAGCAAAGUAUGGGUAGAAGGAUUACGACGAUUUUAUGUUGUAUAUCAGUAUCUAGAGAUUGCAAUGAAAAAAGAAAAAAAUUAUAAUUUACAUAAAUUUGGCCAAAUUAAUGGAUUAUUUCGUACACAGCCAUUUGAAAGUAGCUUACGACAUUAUUUAGGAGAAAAAUGGCACUCUGGGACAACUAAAGCCAUGGCUGAAUACUCCAACUAUUUAUCAUGUUUAGAAAAUGAAAAUCAUGUAUUAUUGUCGCCAUUUAUAUAUCAUAUGUAUAUGGGAAUUUUGUCUGGUGGUCAAAUUCUGAUGGCUAAACAAAGGAUGGCUUUCUCAGAUGGAAAAGGAUCUGAAGCAUUUUACUUUGACAUUAAUGUAAGAGAGGCAAAGAAUCAAUUACGGAAUGAAAUGAACGCUUUGGCUGAAAAGCUGGAUGACGAAACCAAACUUAGAUUAUUAAAAGAAAGUAAAAUGGUGUAUUUAUUGAAUAAUAAAUUAGUUAAAGAAGUUAAAGUUCCUACAGAAAUUUUGUUAAUCAAGUUUAUAUUUGUUAUUGGAAUUUUUAUUUUAGUGAUCUUAUUAUGGAAAGUAUCAAAAAAGUUUCUUAUGGUUUUAUUCUAGUCAAUAAUAAAUAUAAAUACCAGUUAUAUAGCAGCUACUCAAAACUAAAUUUUUGAAAUUUAGCUUGACAAAUCAAUUUUAGUUAUAUUAAAUAACUCAACU
Molecule: messenger RNA, 876 nt
Organism: Diuraphis noxia (Russian wheat aphid)
Lineage: Eukaryota; Metazoa; Arthropoda; Insecta; Hemiptera; Aphididae
Gene: Ho
Product: Heme oxygenase
Biological process (GO): heme oxidation
Molecular function (GO): heme oxygenase (decyclizing) activity
Source: RefSeq, a predicted model, not a curated record